AUGCCCAAGGAAAACCAGAGCCACACAACUGAAUUCCUCCUUCUAGGACUGACCACUGACCCCAAACUGCAGGUGUGGCUCUUUGCCAGCUUCCUGGCCAUGUACCUGGUCAAUGUUAUAGGCAACUCAGCCAUCAAGGCAGCCAUCCAGGGAGAUGUGCGCCUCCACACUCCCAUGUACUUCUUCCUCUUCAACCUGUCCCUGGUGGACAUCUGCUUUACCACCGUCAUUGUGCCACGGAUGUUAGUAAACAUGCUGACUCAGAAAAAGACCAUCCUCUCUUCCCAGUGUCUCACUCAGAUGUACUUCUUUGUGGCCUUUGGGAUCACUGACAGUUUCCUCCUGGCUGCCAUGGCCAUCGACCACUACAUGGCCAUCUGUAACUCACUGCAUUAUACGACAACCAUGAGCCCCAAGCACUGUCUCCUGCUGGUGAUAGCAUCUUGGGUGGUGUCCCACCUUCAUUCACUCACCCACACGAUUCUCAUGGCCCGCCUCUCUUUCUGUGGGCCAAACAUCAUCCACCACUUCUGUGACGUCCAGCCACUGCUAAGGCUCUCCUGCUCUGACACCUCCAUCAAUGAGCUUAUGGCCUUCACAGAGGGUUCCUUUGUGAUCAUGAGUCCCUUUAUCUUCAUUAUUGUCUCUUAUGUCCACAUCACCCAUGCCGUUCUGAGGGUCCCUUCAGGGGGAGGCAGGUACAAGGUCUUUUCCACCUGCGGUUCCCACCCCACAGUUGUGGCAUUAUUCUAUGGGACUAUAAUAUCUGUGUAUAUUCGGCCCUCAUCUACCUACUCAGUGACAAAAGAUCGUGUGGUCACCGUUAUCUAUACAGUAGUUACCCCUAUGCUCAAUCCUUUCAUCUAUAGCCUUAGAAACAAGGACAUGAAACACGCCUUGAGAAAACUGACUAGGAAGACAGAAUAGAAGAUGUCUAUUUUGAGAAAACUGACUAGGAAGACAGAAUA
Messenger RNA from Tupaia belangeri chinensis (Chinese tree shrew), 968 nucleotides. RefSeq names its product olfactory receptor 1L6-like. The record is from RefSeq and is a predicted model, not a curated record. Gene Ontology annotation, cellular component: membrane. Gene Ontology annotation, biological process: G protein-coupled receptor signaling pathway. NCBI's taxonomy places the organism in Eukaryota, Metazoa, Chordata, Mammalia, Scandentia, Tupaiidae. Gene Ontology annotation, molecular function: olfactory receptor activity; G protein-coupled receptor activity.